Molecule: messenger RNA, 1986 nt
Organism: Colletotrichum godetiae
Lineage: Eukaryota; Fungi; Ascomycota; Sordariomycetes; Glomerellales; Glomerellaceae
Product: fungal-specific transcription factor domain-containing protein
Exons: 3
Coding region: 1-1986 (661 amino acids)
Biological process (GO): positive regulation of transcription by RNA polymerase II
Cellular component (GO): nucleus
Molecular function (GO): DNA-binding transcription factor activity, RNA polymerase II-specific; transcription cis-regulatory region binding; zinc ion binding
Source: RefSeq, a predicted model, not a curated record
AUGGUCGAUCACGGCAUCCGAAAGCGCAAUGUUACGACUCGCGAUCGCACCGGCUGCGUGACCUGUCGCACCCGCAGGUCGAAAUGCGAUGAAAGAAAGCCUCAUUGUAACAACUGCACAAGACUCAAUCUCGAGUGCGGCGGUUAUGCAACACCAAUCAAGUUCAAAGACCAGACAGAUCUGCUGAAGCAGAAGCAUGGGAGAAAACGCAAGGAAAAGGCACAAACGCCAGCUUCCAGUGAGCCAUCGUCAUCGUCGCAUGCCCCGGAAACUGUAGAGCCGGCAGCGCAGUCGCACCAAGUUGGUGGGUUAAUUACGACACCAGGAGACGAGACCUUCCACUCAGCCAACGAAAGCCACGAAAUCUUUGACGACUCACAAGAGUUGUCCCGCUAUGAGGCAGCAACAUCACUCGCCCUGAUAUCUGGAGGGGUUCUCCAGGAUUCUCCGCUGCCUAGCAAUCCAAGUUGUGUUGACGCGCCCUCUUUCUACGCGUCGUUUGGCGACACAACUGUCCAAACUGAUGAAGCGCUUGGUGGAGAGGAUAAUGACAAUACGAAUGAUGGGACAAACACCCCUUACGGGGACGUAGCCACUCUAAGCUCCACGCCGGCAUACCCGCGGAUGGACUCGCCUUUGCUGCGACAACGACAAUCAGAACAAGCGAAUCGACAGUUGACUUCAGUGCCAACAAUCCCAGUCGGCUUGUUGGAGAGCGCCAAGUUCGCCGAAGACAUGGCCGACCAUCUCGAUAAGGCCUUCUUCCACGCUGCACUGGCCCUAGCGGCACUGGACAUUUCUCAGGCAAGGCCAAAUGAAGCGCUGGGUAGCAAGGCGGCACUGCAAGCCCUUGACCACUUCGUUACUGCCCUCGGCACGGUACGGAUGGCACAGCUCGACGAUGAGGGGGUCGCUACAGGCUGUCCGCCGAACCAAGACAAUGCAAUCUCAUGGCUGGCGACUCUCUUGCUGCUGGCCAACUUUGAACUGCAGAGAGGCCAGAUGAAGUUGUGGUACAUCCAUAGCCGCGCUGCGGUCACCUUCUUAUCCCAACACCUGAACCGUGUGCAGGAUUCACCCGUGGGAGAGUCGCUAAUCAGAUCAUUCUCGAGAAUCGCCGCCCUCCUAGACAUCUUUGAUAGAGCAUACUCUGUACGAUACAGCAUAGCAUCCCCCGACGUUUCGGACUCCCUAAGCAGAUCACUAGUAAACUCUCCGCACUCGGCUGACAGGCUACUUUACAUCCUCCCGCGGGUCAUCAAGUUGGAAGAAGAGUGGAGGAGCAACCCACAACAUGACCUUCACUGGCGAGAACAAGCAGAAGGCCUCAUCCAGGAACUGAAAGCCUGGCGGAGGACUCUUCCUGACUGCGACGUGCCGCCUCUACACGAGCACACUGCAAGCCCUUACAACGAAGACGCAGAAGGGCCCGGCAUCUCCAUCAGACCCCUCAGCAUCCCGUACGCCCCUGAGCCCGUCAAGGCAGCAACAACCUUCAUGCACUACCUCGUGUCCCUCCUCCGCUUAGAAACCAGAUAUCUCCCAGGCGCAGUGCGCCAGCUGCCCCCCAACGCCAAGAAAAUUGUCCUCCUCGUCCUCCGCCUCGCAGCAGGCGUUCCCUAUGCCUCCUGCGCGGCCGUCAACACCUACUCCCACGGCAUGGUGGCGGCAAUGAUGAACUGCUACUACAUGUCCGAGGAGCAGGAGGUCAAAGACUGGGUUAAGAACUGGAUCGCCGGGUUCCCGCGCGAUAGGGAGGGCAUCUGGAACGUGCGGCACGCGCACCGGGUGUUGAGUUACGUCGACCAGGAGUACACUCGUCGCGGCUCGCGCUAUAAUUGGGAGAUUAUCAAGGUGCGACUGAUCGAUCUCGAGACGGACGCUACGCCGAGCGAGGAUGAGGAGAUGGACCCUGACAAAUUCUCGGUCGAGAUUUAUUCGCGGUGUAAGCGGGGCUGGAGCAUUGACUUUGUAGAAAUACCAUAA